GUGAAAUAUCGUUUCAAAAUUUAAAAAUCACCAGAUCUGGUGAAAUUUCACACUGUUUGCAACACUGCACUUUGACGUAACUAAUGUCUUUUAAAUUGGCGGCAAUUUUGAUUCAAUCAUUUUAAAAAUAAAAAAUUAGAAAGUGUGCAAAACAGAGCAAUAAAAUUCAUGUUAGAUAGAGUAUAAUAAACCAGAAAAUAACCAAACUACGUGUUGAAAAUCUAAAAAUAGCAUCAGUCUUAAUUUAGUGUGCUGUGGGCGAGCGUUUGCAAUUGUUUUGAUAAGUCAAUGACCAAUGAGGGAUAUUGAUCGGGGUUAGUGUUAUACAAUCGGGCGCUCCCUAUCGGUGACGUCCAAAACUGGCAUUCCCCCACCACAAAAUCCGUCGCGGCGCCUGAAAAUCGACGUUGUAGUACUACUAGUAUUCAUUAUCAUGUUAAAUCGAAAAUUUAGUUUCAUCGUUUUUGCAAUUUUCGUAUUUUUUUACUAAAAUAGUGGACAUUUUGGUGGAUUUAUCAAAAAAAAAAAUGUAAAUCACUUCAGUAAAUUUGGAGGUUAAUCCCGAAGAUUCGUCAUCGUUAGCACUUUUUGUGUUUUUAAACAUUUGUUGCUUGCCCUUAAUCCAGUAGUCAUGUCGGUGGUACCUGGGAGUACCCAUGGUGGUGGUGGUGGUGGUGGUGGUGUUAACCCAUCACGACGUCAGAAGCGCAUGGGUCCUGCCCCUUUUGCCUCCUUUGAGGACCUCUCAGACGAGGUGAGAUCCCGUCUGGAGAGUCCUGAAGACAAAAAUCCCGCCGCCGGAUCGGUGGUCAGACUUCCAGGUAUCCGAGAAGACGCGACUCCAAUCGACCACCCGGGCAUAAGCCUCCUGGGGGCCAUGCCCCUCACCAGCCCCCAGAAACUAACCCCCCGAAUUGACAUUUCACGAGCAAGUAGUUCCUCCCAUCACGACAGUCGCGACAGCACCCCCGAACAUGAAGCCCCAAAACUGUCAUUGGGCUUCCGCGAAGAAGGCGCCCUCGAUUUACGUUCAUCAACCGAAGAAUUGGACUUCCACGAUCCCCAAGACACCAAAAAGAAAGAAACACACCAGAGAAAAGACUCCCAAAGUUCCGAAAUUGGGCUAUUGUGCAUUUCGGGACGUACUUCACGAUUGUCAAGCAUUGGAAGCCAAGGCUCGGGUCAAAGUCGAUUGUCAGUUAUUUCGAACCAAUCAGGGCUGUCACGAUCACCCUCACCACAUAAAAUGUUACUAGAAACGAGUUUUUGUGGUACCAAACCACCAGAAAAUAAGGUUUGCCAAAAAGGGACCAAAGUUGAGGCAGAAGUCCUUGAAAAGGUACUACUUGCACGGAAACAAGACCCAACACAGGCGGUACUAGCCGAAGGGAUUGCAGUGGUACCACCACCAAAACCCAAAAGGGUACCAAAAACCGAUAUUACGAUCAAAGUGGACGAACCACAACCCCCACCCCAACCACACAAUCAAAUCCCGAGGAAAUUUGUGGCCAAAAGUGGGGUUGAAUACAUUUACAUCCCCCUUAAAGGCCCUUUACCCCAACCUGAAACCACCAAACCUAAACUCCGGGAGGUUAAAUCAGCCACGAUCCAACCUAACACCAAAGAACCACCACCCAAACCUAAACCUAAAUCCGCCUCCCCCUCCCCACAAUACAUCCGAAUCAAACUCAAACCGGACCACAUGUACGACUCCACUGUGCCUAAACCUGACACUUUGGACCUAAAACCUAAAAUUGAAAGUCCAAAACCUCAAUUGUCCAAAACACCGUCGCCAUCUUUAUCCCGGAAGAGCUCAUUUGCGUCGCUUUUCCGGAGUCCCGAAUCGCCCCCCGGAUGCAAACGAAAAACGGGGAGUGAGAGUUUGAGGGAGCGGUCCAAGGGGGCGCAACAAAAAUCGGUCUUUUCACGUUUCAGGAAAAAAGGCGAGAAGAAUAAAGACGAUUUGAGUACUAGUUCGAGUGAAAUUUUACCAAAUUUUGACACAAUUGCCAAAGUAGAGUUUAAAUUUAAUGAUAAUAGUGUGAAAAAACACGAAUUGGAGAGUGACAGUAUUCGAAUACCGUUACAUUCGCCCACUUAUUACGAAGAUCGAACAAUUGUUGUUGUUGUUGAUGAAAAAACAACAAAAACUUCUCAAGAAACUGCUAUUGAAGUUAAUAGAAUUGAAAGCAAUACAAUAAACAACAGUUCGGAACCAAAAAGACAAAGUAGUACAAGUAGUGAAAAUGUUGUGUUUUCAACGAAUUUAGGAAACAACAAUGAAAUCUUCUCCACGAAAUUGCCCAAAGAGCCGGAUUUGAGUUCAGCACCAGAAGAUGUCUCUUCGGAAUCGGAACGCGACUCGGAAGCCGAAGUCCCGAAGAAAAAGGACUUGGAUUUGAAACUAGAUCUUGAGUUCGUCGAACCAGAACGGAAGGAACUAGUUCUGCAAGACUCGUACGACGACGAGCUGCCCUACGUCCCCACAACCCUUCCUCAGGAACGCUCCGCCGCUCUCCCCAUCGUCCCCAUCAAACAACGUUCGACUUUCGAAAUGAAAACGUGCCCCAUUGAACGCCCCCGUUCCACCACCCCCAUCAACCCCAGCUGUCUCGAAGAGUACUGCGAAGACGUCAUCACAAACAUCACCACCAUUGAAAAACUGAAAAUCUCGCUUCCGAGACACGAAUCCGUUGAAAAAACUGUGAAAUCACCCAGAAAACCCAGCAAUACCCCCACCACCACGAACUGGUUCGAGUUCGCCGAAAAGGGGAUUCACACAGGUCGACGAUCGUCGCUGACUCAAGACGAAACACCGCCGCCGUUGCCCCCGAAAGGGGUGCAAAAAGAAUGGAUCAAUUUUGAGGAAAUCCCCGAACGAAGAAAAGCGCCAAAACGGAUUCAAACACUACCGUCAAGGGGGCACAUUGAAGUGGCCGAAAAUGUCGACAAUGUUGUCUAUAAUUAUGUCAAUCCGGAAGAGUGCAAAUGUGAGUGUCAUGAAAUGAGGGCGAAAAAGGGGGGCUGUGGAGGGGUGCAAGAGGACGAACUCCCGUUGCUUGAUGAUGAAGAUGGGGGCGACAGGCUUAAAUUGGACGUGGCCAUCGCUGAUCGGAGAAGCAUAGUCAGCGAUUCUUCGGUGGAUUUGAGUGCAACAGUUGAGCCCCCGGAAGCGAAUGGUAGUGUCAAAUUGCGAACUCCGUUUACUAGUGACUUAGGAGUGUCGAGUAACAGAUCCAGUAUUGUAUCCCAGGAUGAACCAGAAUCACCUGAUUCCGGAUCGCCAAAUGCCUUUCCCAAAUCUUUGCUUUAAUUUAAAAAAACCACCAACAAGUGUGACCUUUGAUUAAAAUUUUGGUGUUUAGAGAUAAAAAAAAUCAAAGAUGGCGCCCGAUCCUUCACAAUAAAAGCCUUUGUAUGUGUGUACGUAGGCCUAUCUCUUGUCCAAAACUGUUAUUGUAAUUCUUGUUACCUUGGACACAAGUUAUUUGUUAAUUAUUCAUUUUUCCGAUUAAAUUAUAUCAUGUUGAAGUCAGUAACAAGAUUUUGCUUGUUUAUAAAGAACGUUGAUUAUUAUAAGUCACGAAAUAUUGUACAGUUAAUUCAGUAAUAAAAUAUAAGUGUUACAUUUUUUUCUCA
Molecule: messenger RNA, 3639 nt
Organism: Tribolium madens (black flour beetle)
Lineage: Eukaryota; Metazoa; Arthropoda; Insecta; Coleoptera; Tenebrionidae
Product: titin
Exons: 7
Coding region: 632-3313 (893 amino acids)
Source: RefSeq, a predicted model, not a curated record